AUGGAGUUGAAGAUAACGAUGAUCUCAUUAUUAUUAAUUCUCUUUGUGAUUAUUGCCGAAAGCGAAGCUUUUCGACAUCGAAAGAUCAUCAUACACGUUCCUGUUAAAGUCAACAAGCAGAAGCAUACACACACUUUAGUUAAACUGAAGCCUUUGCAUGUUCAUCAUAAGCCGACCAUCAUCAAGGAAGAAAAAAUAAUCAAUCAUCAGCCGAUUGAAGUUCACCACAAGGAACCCAUUUAUAAAGAAGAAAUAUCGCAUGAACAUUUGCAUCAUCAUUACAAACAUGUUCAUCCUGAAAUAUCUGAAACAAAAGAGUUUGGAAAUGAAUUUGGACAUAAUUUUUAACUCCUUGUCAUCCAUGAUCAUUUAUCCAGUUCCUAAUGGACUUUUAUCAUAAUUAAAUUAAACUUUAAGUACAAUUAAAUGUUUUGUCAAAAUUCUCAAUAAAAAGAUCUUUCCUUGCUACAAAAAGAAAAGCGACAAA
Messenger RNA from Clunio marinus, 487 nucleotides. The record is from the annotation of a GenBank genome assembly. NCBI's taxonomy places the organism in Eukaryota, Metazoa, Arthropoda, Insecta, Diptera, Chironomidae.